AUGCCCCGGCUGAUGUUGGGCCGGACUCUGGAGCGCAUCUGUAAAGGCGUCCUGCUGCUCUGCCUGCUCCACUUCCUCAUCAUGAUGAUCCUGUACUUCGACGUCUACACGCAGCGCUUCGACAUCUUCAGCCGCUUCAACAAUGGACGCAACGGAUCCAGGAAUAACAUCAGCGGAGCAGCAGGGAGCGGACAUCAUUAUUACUAUUUCAACCUCUCCAGGCCGAAUGCAACGUUAGCCAGCUACCUGGCCACGGGCGAGCAGCUGAUGCCGAGCGCGCAGCCGGAGCUCAAUCAGACGCCUUCGCCCAAGCCGCUGCCGCCGUGCCCCGAGAACCCCCCCGGCCUCGUGGGCCGCCUGCUGAUCGAGUUCAGCUCCCAGAUGACGAUGGAGCGAGUGCAGAAAGAAAACCCCAACGUGACGGAGGGAGGCCGCUACACCCCUCCCGACUGUCGGCCUAGAUGGAAGGUGGCCAUCAUCAUCCCGUUCCGUCACAGAGAAAACCACCUGAAGUACUGGCUCCACUAUCUCCACCCCAUCCUCAGACGGCAGAAGAUCGACUACGGCAUCUACAUCAUCAACCAGUUGGGUGAGGAAACUUUCAACCGUGCCAAGCUGUUGAACGUGGGCUACACGGAGACCCUGAAGGAGGCCGAGUACGACUGCUUCAUCUUCAGCGACGUGGACCUGAUCCCGAUGGACGACCGCAACCUCUACCACUGCUACGACCAGCCGAGGCACUUUGCCAUCGCCAUGGACAAGUUUGGCUUCAGGCUGCCGUACGCAGGCUACUUUGGAGGAGUUUCCGGCCUCAGUAAAAAACAGUUCCUGAAGAUCAACGGCUUCCCCAACGAGUACUGGGGCUGGGGAGGGGAGGACGACGACAUUUACAACAGGAUCACUCUGAACGGGAUGAAGGUGUCCAGGCCAGACGUUCGCAUCGGCCGCUACAGAAUGAUUAAACACGAGAGAGACAAACACAACGAGCCCAACCCACAGAGAUUCAAUAAAAUCCAGAACACAAAGAACACGAUGAAGAAGGAUGGCAUCAGCUCGCUGACCUACAGAGUGGUACAGGUCAGGAAGUUUCCCCUCUACACAGACAUCUCCGUGGAGAUCGGCAAGGCACCACCUCGGCCUAUCAAGGGCUAG
Messenger RNA from Limanda limanda (common dab), 1152 nucleotides. It is a transcript of the gene b4galt2, whose product is annotated as UDP-Gal:betaGlcNAc beta 1,4- galactosyltransferase, polypeptide 2. The transcript is spliced from 7 exons. NCBI's taxonomy places the organism in Eukaryota, Metazoa, Chordata, Actinopteri, Pleuronectiformes, Pleuronectidae. Gene Ontology annotation, biological process: carbohydrate metabolic process. The record is from RefSeq and is a predicted model, not a curated record. Bases 1 to 1152 code for a protein of 383 amino acids. Gene Ontology annotation, molecular function: glycosyltransferase activity.